AUGUCCUGUGAUAGUGGAGAAAUCGUUGGGCAUCCAAUGCAUAACCUCUGUGGACAGGUUCAAGGCUCCACUUCCCAGCUCAGCAGUCUAAAUGGAAACAGGAAAUCUGCAGCAUGGCUGGAAGUCAGGGGGAGCUCAAGCAGUAUGCAGUAUUCUUCUGUGGCACUGGAUCCAGAAACCCCAGUGAAUGAUGUAGCUGGGAUUCCUUGCAAUCCUGAGGAAGGCACAAAGGCUGCAGCCCUGGCAGACAGCAGAGUCCGCAGGGCCUGUACAACCGUGUUUUUCCACAGGCGCUAUUUAACUAAAACUAGUACGCAGGGAGAUGUCUACAACUUCCUGGAGAGGCCCAGUGGAUGGAAGUGUUUCCUCUAUCAUUUUACUGUAUUUCUCUUGGUGCUGAUUUGUUUAAUAUUCAGUGUAUUGUCUACUAUAGAGCAUUAUUCUGAGUUUGCCACAGGAACCCUUUUCUGGAUGGAGAUAGUUCUGGUUGUGUUUUUUGGUGCUGAAUAUGUGGUCCGAUUGUGGUCUGCAGGCUGCAGGAGUAAGUAUGUUGGCUUCCAGGGAAGAAUACGCUUUGCCAGAAAGCCAAUAUCAAUUAUCGAUCUAAUUGUAGUGGUCGCCUCAAUUAUUGUUCUGAGCAUAGGAUCAAAUGGACAGGUGUUUGCCACCUCUGCAAUAAGGGGGAUCCGGUUUCUCCAGAUACUUCGCAUGCUUCAUGUAGACAGACAGGGUGGCACCUGGCGACUGUUGGGAUCAGUUGUCUUCAUACAUCGUCAGGAACUCAUAACUACGUUGUACAUUGGAUUCUUGGGAUUAAUUUUUUCAUCCUAUUUUGUUUAUCUUGCUGAGAAGGAUGCAGUUGAUGAGGAUGGAAAGACAGGUUUCUCCAGCUAUGCUGAUGCCCUUUGGUGGGGUGUGGUAACAGUCACAACAAUUGGUUAUGGAGACAAAGUUCCCCAGACUUGGAUUGGGAAGACAGUAGCUUCCUGCUUUUCUGUAUUUGCUAUAUCUUUUUUUGCUCUGCCAGCGGGUAUUUUGGGGUCUGGCUUUGCCUUGAAAGUACAGCAGAAGCAACGUCAGAAGCACUUCAACAGACAAAUCCCAGCUGCAGCAUCUCUAAUCCAGACUCUAUGGCGGUGCUAUGCAGCAGAGAAAUCCUGUAAUUCUACAGCAACAUGGAAGAUCUAUGUUACAUCACUGGUGCAAAAUCCCAAAAAACCACCAGCGCCAUCUAGCCCUAGUCUGAAGAAACAGGCUAGAAGAUCCAAAAGAAAAGGAAAACUAGGCUGUGGUAGCAGUUCUGCACCUGUAAUAAACCCAGGAGAGAAUGCCUUGUCUGUUCCACAGAUCACCUGUGACCACAUUGAUGAACAGGAAAGCAAAAAAGAUGUGUCAUUCUACAUUGAUGAACCAGGAGUGAAAAGACGCUUAGAAGGGAAUAGCCAAGAAAUGUCACGGGCCAACAGCUUCACUGAUGACAUGGACCUUAUAUCAGAAGAGUCACUGCUGCCAGCAGUAUCCAAUGUGACACAUCGUUCUAUAACGAUAUUAACUGAAACACAUCGAACAGCUGUAAAAGUCAUCAGGAGAAUGCAGUAUUUUGUAGCCAGAAGAAAAUUUCAGCAAGCUCGGAAACCGUACGACGUGCGCGAUGUGAUUGAGCAGUACUCACAAGGACACCUCAGUAUGAUGGUUCGGAUAAAAGAACUUCAAAGAAGAUUGGACCAUUCUUUGGGAAAGCCAGGCCUUUUCCUCCCAGAAAAAGGGGUAGACAAAGGAUACUAUACUGUAGGAGCCAGACUGAUCCGGCUAGAGGAUAAGGUCAUGCAGAUGGACCAAAAGCUAGAUGACAUCCUGAACACACUCCAGGCUCAUUUCAGGGAUCCACAGGCACAGACGUCAGGGCCUGCCACCCCACCUGACAGACAGCUACAGGCAACCUCAGAUUCCCCCCCAGUGAUCCGGAAAAUUGGACAGCCAGAGGACAGCCACAUGCCACCGUCUCAUUCUUUUCCAUCCAGUUAUUUUGAAGCCUUGGUGUUUCAGGAUUCAUCUGUGUCAUGGGUGAAAUGA
Messenger RNA from Apus apus (common swift), 2073 nucleotides. Its product is annotated as potassium voltage-gated channel subfamily KQT member 1-like. Gene Ontology annotation, molecular function: voltage-gated potassium channel activity. Gene Ontology annotation, biological process: transmembrane transport; potassium ion transport. Gene Ontology annotation, cellular component: membrane; voltage-gated potassium channel complex. The record is from RefSeq and is a predicted model, not a curated record. NCBI's taxonomy places the organism in Eukaryota, Metazoa, Chordata, Aves, Apodiformes, Apodidae.